UUGCCCACAUACACCAUCACCACAUCGCAGGAGGAGAGAGAGAGAGAGGGAGACCAAUAGGCAGCAUCAGUGAAAGUCAGCUCUGCUUGGAGGAGAGAGAAAUUUAAAAACAACAAUACAGCAGAGGCAAACAUGGAUGCACAGGAGAAAAACGUCUUUAAACAGACACCGGAGAGGAUGCGGUGGUCGUCCUGCACAUAGCCGGAGUUCUGCGCGGACUAUUUCCCCGUUUUUAAUGAGGCGGGUGGGGACGUACAGCAAGCUGAGACGGCGGAAAGAUUUCUCCAACCCGUCUCCAAAUUCUGCCUUCCUGCGAUGGCUGUGACGGCGCGAUGCUGUUACAGUGUAAAGGAGAGUGUGCCUUUUUGCUUUUAUUUUGUUCUUUUCCUUCUCAGUGGCCUUACAAAUGCACAAUUUCGAUACUCCAUCCCAGAGGAGCUGGAGAAUGGAGCACUUGUCGGUGACAUUGUACGGGAUUUGGGUCUGGACGUGAAUAAACUUUCUACCAGGCGUAUCAGAAUCACGUCGGACAGUGGCCGCAGAUAUUUCACCAUCAAUCACAAGACUGGAAAGCUGGUGGUGAGUGACCGCAUCGACCGAGAGACAGUUUGUGAAUUUGGAGGCACCUGUUCACGCAACUUGGAGGUGGUUUUGGAGAACCCGCUGGAGGUGCACAACGUGGAGGUGGAGAUUGUGGACGUGAACGAUAACGCGCCCCAGUUCCCUCGAGAUGAAUAUCAGCUGGAGGUGUCUGAGUCCGCUCUCACCGGGUCCAGGUUCCACAUCGAGGGAGCUCAGGAUGCAGAUGACGGUUCCAACUCUGUGAAGCAGUACCGCCUCAGCCCAAACGACCACCUCGCUCUAGACACCAUUAAACCCUUCUCUAAUAAUAAGCACAUCGAGCUGAUUCUCAAAAAGCCCUUUGACCGCGAGCAGAUGCCCUCUCAUCAGCUAAUCCUGACAGCUAUGGACGGAGGCACCCCGCAGAGAACUGGUACGGCCAAAAUCAAUGUCCGCAUCCUUGAUGCCAAUGACAACGUGCCUGCGUUUGACAGCUCCGUGUAUAAAAUAAAACUAUCUGAAAACUCUCCCAAGGGCGCACUUGUAAUCAAGUUAAACGCAACAGAUCCUGAUGAGGGCUCAAAUGGUGAAGUUUUUUACUCCUUUAGCAGUUACACACCAGAAAGAGUCAGACAGAUGUUCUCCAUGGACACAGACACAGGAGAAAUACGUGUGAAAAAUAAUAUAGACUAUGAGGAGACAAACUCAUAUGAAAUGUAUAUACAGGCCAUGGAUAAGGGCCCAUCACCAGUUGCAGUGCACUGUAAAGUAGUUGUAGAAGUUUUGGAUGUAAAUGACAACAUUCCUGAGAUUGUGCUGUCUUCACUCUCCAGCCCUGUACGCGAGGACGCUCGGGCUGACACAGUGGUAGCAUUGAUCAGUGUGAACGACCGAGACUCUGUGCUAAAUAAACAGGUCACCCUGGAGAUCAUGCCCAAUUUGCCUUUUAGGAUAAAGUCCUUCCGGAACCACUACACCAUCGUCACGUCUGCCUUCCUGGACCGGGAAACCAUCUCAUCCUACAAUGUCACCGUCAGCGCUGUGGAUGGAGGCACUCCACCUCUGUCCUCUCAUAUGACAUUUAAGGUGGACGUUGCAGACGUGAAUGAUAACCCACCUCGCUUUGAACAAACUUCAUAUACUGUUUAUAUUACAGAGAACAAUGCCCCAAGUGCACCUCUCUGUGUUGUCAAGGCCACAGACGCUGACACUGGAGAAAAUGCCCGCAUCACCUACACUGUCCUCAAUGACAACAACCAUGGUAUCCCUGUAGCCAGCUACGUCAGCAUCAAACCUAAUACAGGUGAGGCCUACGCUCUGCGAGCCUUUGACUUUGAGAAGCUGAGAGAGUUUCACUUUCAGAUUAAAGCCCAGGACAAUGGUGUGCCUCCCCUCAGCCGUGUUGUCACAGUGUAUGUUUACAUCAUGGAUCAUAAUGACCAUACACCCAGGAUAGUCUACCCUCCUGCCAAUGGGAGCCGCACCACAGAGACACUGUUAAAAAAUGCAGAAGCAGGAGUGUUGGUUAGUAAGGUAACAGCGUGGGAUGGUGAUGCUGGGCAGAACGCUUGGUUGCUCUACUCCCUAGGCCCGACCAAUGCAGACCUUGACCUGUUCAAGGUGCAUGAGUACACAGGUGAGAUCCGUACCACCAGGCGGGUCAUAGAGGACAACUCCACCUCCUUUGUAUUGACAGUGCUGGUGCGAGAUAACGGCCUCCCGUCGCUCUCCUCCACCGCCACCAUCCAUGUGCACGUGAUGGAGCUCCCACCGAAGUUGGUCCCUGACCCCAAGCGCAUCAUCAGGCCCAACAGCCCUCUCAUGUUUUCCAAUGUCACCCUCUACCUCAUUAUUGCUCUUUGUGCCACAACCUUCGUGUUCCUGGUCACCAUCUUCGUGUUGGCCAUUGUGCGUUGCCAUGCCUACUGCACCCAGCCUGGCUCCUGCUCCCCAUGUUGUGUGUCCAAGAAGAGUGUGCCUGAGGGGGGCACCUCAGCAGGUGGCGGUGGAGGAAGAGCUGCAGCUGCAUCUGCAGGUGCAGGUGCAGUUGCAGGUGCAGGUGCAGGAGGAGGUGUUGUUGGUGGAGUGCAACAAAACAGCAAUGUGGCCCUGCGCCGUGACCUCAAAGUGGAACCGCAUUAUAUUGAAGUGCGGGGAAACGGAUCUUUGACAAAAACAUACUGUUACAAGACAUGUCUGACUGCUACAUCAGGAAGUGACACUUUUAUGUUCUACAACACGGGGCGGCCUCACAGUGGCACAUGGGGCUCGGGCUACGUCACCAGUCAUAGCGGACAGAGCCAGUUAUUUGUACGGCGUCUCAGUAUGCCGGAUGCAACUGCCAUUCAGCCCAAAGUGCAGAGUGGGGACUGGAGAUAUUCAGCCUCCCUGAGAGCAGGCGGUGUAAUGCAGAGUUCGGUGCAUAUGGAGGAGUCUUCAGUGAUGCAAGGAGCCCAAGGGGUCCUGGUUCAGAACUGGCCAACUGCAUCCAGUGCCGCUGAUCCUGAAGGGGGAGAGGUGUCCCCUCCAAUGGGUGCUGGCGUAGACAGUAACAGCUGGCACUUUCGCUAUGGCCCAGGUGGUCCUGGAGCACCCCCGCAGCACCUGAAACCUGGUGAGGUUCCCCCAGAAGCCUUCAUCAUUCCUGGCUCCCCUGCUAUAAUAUCCAUCAGACAGAACCAGGGCGGAGAGGACGACAAGAGCGAUUUCAUCACCUUCGGAAAGAAGGAGGAGGCCAAGAAAAAGAAGAAGAAGAAGAAGGAGAAGAAAGACAAGAAGGAUAAGGGGAAGGAUGAUGGAGAUGAGUAGAGGAGCAGAAGGAUAUAGCAAAGAAGUAAAGGGCGUUGUUAAAACAGAGGUACCAACCAAAGUCCACUGGGCAAGAAGAAAAUGUGGAUACUAUUAUACGUAGAUAACAAAUUUCAUGUAUCACCUAUUUACGCUGAAGAUAUUCUAAAGUUCUAUAUGUUAUAAAACUGGCCUUACCAAGAUUUAUCUCAACUUCAGUCCCUACUAAGGUUAAUUAAUAACCUUGCCUUGAUAAACGAUACAAAAUAUUGAUUAUUACUCCAUGCCCCUAUGUGCCUAAACACCCAGAGUCAACUCAUGUCAGUCAUUUUUUUAACAAGAAAGGGCGACUCUUUGCCCCCAUCUUGAUUUUUUCUCCCUUUACCCACUGGACAUGUUGGCACCUCUGUCUUAACCCCUCCCCAACUAUGAUGUGUAAACCAUUCUCUCUGAGAGAAGACAAAUACUUUGUACAAGAACAACAAAAAGCUCUGUGCCAGCUAAGGAAAAGAAGAACGACAAAGAAGAUUGGGACAGAUGUUAGUCAUCUGGAGCUGGACACACACUACUUGUAAAUAGCACAGGAGAGUCACUGAAACUAAGGCUUACAUGACACUGCUGCAGAGUCCUAUGGUAUUAACCAACAGUGUUUCCUGAGAUCUCAAUGAAACCACAUGCACACACAUGCAUGCUCACACAUUCAAACAUGCAUACACACUUCCCAUGACAAAGUAGACAUGGAAAGCACUUGGGGACUUUGAGAGACGGAGAGAAAUAAAAAAUGAGGAAAAUCAACUCACAUCUUCUUUCAAUCUUGACACUGCGAGCUUUUUGCCCUGCACAGUUUCCAACGUGAUGCGCAUGUGUACAACAACUCUCUCAGGAUGCAAGCAGCAUCCUUUGUAAUCACUCUGUGUCUGCUCACUGCUUUGGAAGGACACAGAGCGCUUCAUCUCAAGCCAGAAGCCCGACUGAGGAAUGCAGAGAGCACAAAAAAGAUGGAGAGAUGAGAGGAUACCUCACACUCUUCUGAGGAUCACAGAGGGGAGAGUCCAGCUCAGCUGGCUUGAGACUUCGCUUUCAGGCAGCGGACUCUGGUCAAACCUUAAAUAAUAUUAGGCUUGAGAUCUUGUUAACACCACUUCUCCCUCUGCUGCAGCAAAAGCCUGAUGCUUUCUGCUUUGAAUGUUUGGUAGCAACCAAUCCUUACCCAACAACUUUGAGUUUACAAUUGCUCGCCUCCUUGUACCUGCCCUAAGCUGCCACAAGCCAUCCUCCCCUCCCCCAACUGCCUUUUCCCCUACUGUCACCCAUCCCACUGUCUGCCUCUUCAUGUGAUGAUGAAGUUUGUGGACUUGAUCUUUUUUCUCUAAAGAGAUUCACUAUCGCAUACUCUGGCUUUUUUAUUUUCUUCCUCAUAGCUUUAACUGCGUUUUGCUUGUCAUUACCACUCCCAUUUGUGCUACACCUAACCCUCGCACAGACCCCCUGCAGACCCUGCUGCUCUGAACAUUGUGGUGUGCUGAGAACAGCAUGGAGUAAUGUGGAUGAGGCCAGGGGAAGCCCACUCAGGGGGGGAGGGGGGAGGGGGGGUCUAUGCCCUGAACACUUGUCAGAUGUCUCUCUAUGUGCACAAAGGUUCAGUGCUUUUAACUUGCAAGUACGCUGUUCAUUUCCUGUUUGUAACCACAGACGAGAGGGGACCAGGUGGGAUGAGGCUGAUUAUAGGGGUGGAGGACGAGGAGAAAGUGAGGUAAUAGGUGCCGUGGGCUGGCCCUCUGCCUCCAUGUACAAGAGAAGAAGGUUGUUCUCCAAAUUGAUUGUUUAGGUUCGUUGAGUCAUAUAUUAGCUUUUAUGUACGCUGUAAAUGUAGCGUAGAAUUGUCAUAGAUUGUCUCUACAUUAGUUAUUGAAAACUGCUAAAAAUACAGGCAUCUACAGGGAUCUCUAUCCCUCAGCUGUAUCCCACCAAUCCUCUCUCAGGAGAUAUUGAAAAAGGAGGUGCACUUGUUCUUCAAGACCUGCUUCUGUUGGUUUCACUCCCUUGCCUGUAACUUGUUGCCACGUCCCCAAAGUUUUGCGGCUCUGUAUGACGUCACUCCAUUAAGUGGCUGCUGCAUGUACUGCUCUAAGGAAACACAUACUAUAUAGAGAAAUAUAUAUAUAAAUAGAUAGAUGGCUAUGAUUUUAUUAUUUUGUAUCAUCAUUUUUCUUCAUUACUUGCACAGGAGAUAUUUCUAUGUACUUCUGUCUGCCAAACAUCUAUGUACUACAAUCUUCACGCUCCACAGAUGUUGUAUGGCAUCCACUAAACCUCUUUAGAUAUUUGUAAAUGCUAUAGUGUGAUACCUUUCAACGCAAGUUCAUUAUUUUUCUUUUAUCAACUUUGAUUUUUGCUUUUGAGAACAAGCAAAGCAAGAAAAAAGGCAAAAAAAAAAAAAAAAACACUCUGUGUCCGGCUUUGACAUGAUGAUCUAACUAACACUGUAAUAUUGUAACUGAAAUAUGUAUGAUCCUAUGAUGAGCUUUCACUUCCCUUUCACUCCAGAAAAAAAUGAAAAUUACAAAAAAAAAAAUUCCAGUGUAAAAAAAAAUGUAUAUGUAUUGUAUGCUUGUGUUUAGUGAGCGUUCAUGCUGUCAUUCUUACCCAAUGUAUGGUGGUGAACUAUGGUGGAAGUGUGCUGUCCAAAAUGGACUAGCCCAAGACCUGUUGUAAAACCCUUUUUUUGUACACCCGCUCAUCAACCGUGACAGUGAAGUAGUAAAUUUCAUUUAUUUCAUUUAUUUUCUGACUUUUUUAAUUUUACCUAAAUGGAUACAGUGGUAAUGUGUUUUGUUUAUAAAUCACUAAUAAAGUUUUCUUUCUUAAAAAUAAA
This is a messenger RNA of Labrus bergylta (ballan wrasse), 6223 nucleotides long. Its product is annotated as protocadherin alpha-C2. Gene Ontology annotation, biological process: homophilic cell-cell adhesion. NCBI's taxonomy places the organism in Eukaryota, Metazoa, Chordata, Actinopteri, Labriformes, Labridae. The record is from RefSeq and is a predicted model, not a curated record. Gene Ontology annotation, cellular component: plasma membrane. Gene Ontology annotation, molecular function: calcium ion binding.